AUGAGCAUCAAAGAUGAAUGUGCUGAGGAAAUCCAUAGAGCAGGAUCAGUGGGGCUAGGAAGAACUCAAAUGGACACUAAAAAGCCCAGGAAAUGCAGUUUAACAUCCUUCCCAAUUGUAAAAGCAAGAAAGAAACAAACUUUCAUCUCUGUGAAGGUUGAGAGUAAACCUUUGAUUCAAGCCCAGAAGCCACCUUCUAAGGCCAAGAACCUCAGAAUGACCCGAUUCUUGCAUAAGAACACAAACACCAACAUUACUUCACUGCCUUUUGUGGACAUCAAGGGAAAGAAGAACAUGGUGGUAAACUUCCCACACAUCAACAGUAAAGUUCUGCUGAAAUCAUCCCUUCAUCAUCAGGAGACCCAAACUCACAGUCAGGUAUCAGCCUCUGAGCUCAAGACUUCAGAAUUGCCUUUCCACUGUAGCAUUAAAACCCAAGAUCCCAAGCCCAUGGAGAAACCAGCAAGGAAACAAAAGUUGCCUCUGACACCAGCAGAGGCUCUAAGGUCUUUUAAGAACAAGUUGUCUCCAUAUGAGCACAGUGAAAUCCUGGGCUACACAGAACUAUGGUUCCUGGGGCUCGAAGCUGAAAAGCUCAAAAUGACUCCAGAGAAAUUCAGCAAGACGUGUUUUGAUGAUGAACAUGGCUCCUAUAAGAAGGUCCUGCAUGAUCACAUUGCCUACCGCUACGAAGUUCUGGAGAUGAUUGGGAAAGGGUCCUUUGGACAGGUGGCCAAGUGUCUGGACCACAAAAACAAUGAGUUGGUGGCCCUGAAAAUCAUCAGGAACAAGAAGAGGUUUCAUCACCAGGCCCUAGUGGAACUGAAGAUCCUGGAAGCUCUCAGAAGAAAAGACAAAGACAAUACCUACAAUGUGGUACACAUGAAGGACUUUUUCUACUUCCGCAAUCACCUCUGUAUCACCUUUGAACUCCUGGGAAUCAACUUGUAUGAGCUGAUGAAGAAUAAUAGUUUUCAAGGCUUCAGUUUGUCAAUAGUUCGGCGCUUUACCCUCUCUGUUUUGAAGUGUUUACAAAUGCUUUAUGUAGAGAAAAUCAUUCACUGUGACCUCAAGCCAGAGAAUAUAGUGCUAUAUCAAAAGGGCCAAGUCUCAGUUAAAGUCAUUGACUUUGGAUCCAGCUGUUAUGAACACCAAAAAGUAUAUACCUACAUCCAAAGUCGGUUCUACAGAUCCCCAGAGGUGAUUCUGGGUCAUUCCUACAAUAUGGCCAUUGAUAUGUGGAGUCUAGGAUGCAUCAUGGCAGAGUUGUACAUGGGCUAUCCGCUGUUUCCUGGAGAGAAUGAAGUGGAGCAGCUGGCCUGCAUCAUGGAGGUGCUGGGCCUGCCGCCAGCCCACUUCAUUCAGACGUCCUCCAGGAGACAGACAUUCUUUGAUUCCAAAGGUUUUCCUAAAAAUAUAACCAACAACAGGGGGAAAAAAAGAUAUCCGGACUCCAAGGAUCUCACGAUGGUGCUGAAAACCUACGACACCAGCUUCCUAGACUUUCUCAGAAGGUGUUUGGUAUGGGAGCCUUCUCUUCGCAUGACUCCUGAUCAGGCCCUUAAGCAUGCUUGGAUUCAUGAGUCACGGAGUUUCAAACCCCAACCUAGGACUCAGACCCUGAGGAAGCUCAGUCUCAGUUUCCCCUCGGAGGAAAAGAAGAACAAGGUUCAGGGGCAUCACCUCUUGGCCCAAAAAGAUGAAAUCACCAAAGAAGAGUCUACAGACAAAAGAAGAGAUGGAGCCACUUUGAAGCCAGUUCCAAAUGCAGGUGAUCAGCAGGGCUCUCUGCAGCAUGGUGUUGAUGUACAGCUGCCUCAUCUAGCAGAAGCUACUAGAAAGUCAGAGGCAGUUGAGACAGAACAGUCCCUGACCUCCACAGGAGAUCAAAGCAAGAACUCCUCCCCCAAGAACACAAAUAUUUUACCACCCAUUGUAUGA
Chrysochloris asiatica (Cape golden mole) is the source of this 1941-nucleotide messenger RNA. It is a transcript of the gene DYRK4, whose product is annotated as dual-specificity tyrosine-(Y)-phosphorylation regulated kinase 4. The coding region runs from base 1 to 1941 and encodes 646 amino acids. Gene Ontology annotation, cellular component: nucleus. The record is from RefSeq and is a predicted model, not a curated record. Gene Ontology annotation, molecular function: protein serine/threonine kinase activity; ATP binding; protein serine/threonine/tyrosine kinase activity. The transcript is spliced from 15 exons. Gene Ontology annotation, biological process: peptidyl-serine phosphorylation; peptidyl-threonine phosphorylation. Lineage: Eukaryota; Metazoa; Chordata; Mammalia; Afrosoricida; Chrysochloridae.